Messenger RNA from Racocetra persica, 258 nucleotides. NCBI's taxonomy places the organism in Eukaryota, Fungi, Glomeromycota, Glomeromycetes, Diversisporales, Gigasporaceae. The record is from the annotation of a GenBank genome assembly.
AUGAAAUUAAAACAGCAUUAUCAUCCUUGUAAGCUCUAUGAUUAUUAUUUGCAAGAAAUUGAGACUAGAUCUGUUAAUGUACUUGGAUUAGCUAUAAACUCUUUUGAAGCAAAUACCAAUAAUGACAAAUAUCAAUCUGAUAAAGAAAGUAAAGAAACUCAACUUGACUGGAUGAUUCUAGCAAAAACAUAUCCUAAUAAUCAACUAUACAAUUCUUUAGAUUUUGGGUCUCACAAUAUUGAUCUAGGCUAUAACUAG